AUGGUCAAUGAAGCGGUGGAGAGCUUCACACGGGCCGAGGCAUGUGCCACGGAGGAGAAGGACUUGGAGAGCGCGGCGCAGUACAGUGCUGCCAUGGGUCUGCUACUGCUUUCGGAACAAAGGUAUUCGGAAGCGUUGGCGGCUUAUGACAGGGCUGUCAGCCGGCUUCCCUGCUCAGAGGAGGUUUGGGCCGCUCGUGGUGAGGCACUUUGCGAGCUGGGGCGCUUCGAAGAGGCCCUGGACAGCCAGCGCAAGGCCAUUGACCUGUGCUCCGGGCCCGAUCCGGGCUUACUGUACAACGUGGCGUUGACAUACGCCGGCAUGGGCGAUGCUGACGGCUGUGGCAAAGCGUUGCAGAAAGCACUCGACGCGGACAGGAUGCAGGUAAUGGCCAUCGUCCAGAACUUCGAUGGGGAUGGCGAGCUCUUCGCACAGCGCCGACAGGAUGAGGCUGCUUUCUUGACCCGGCGCUUGCAGGAGGCCGACGGAGAUUCCGAGCGGCGGCGCUGGCAGCGCCUUAAGGAGGUUGUCACGGCGCUUCGGCAGCUCGAAGAGGAUCCGGCCUGGCUGCGGGACCGCCUUUUGGACUCGGCCUCCGGCCGAAACCAGACGGCGUAUGGGAGCACCUGGAUCGAGUCGUUUUGCCAUCUGGCCGAUGCUGGCAGUCUGUAUUGCACCGGAACGGCGCCGCAGCAAAUGGUCGUUUUCGGCUCCAGCAUUGGCUGGCAGUGCUUCCUGGGGCAUCUCCACCUCGGGUAUGCGCCGUGCCGAGGCUUCGAAAUUCUCGCUUCGCAGGUCCAGGCGGCGCAGCGUCUGGCGGAGGAGCUUGGCCUCGAGGACGGCGUGGAGUUUCGGUGCCAGGACGCCCUGGAAGCCGACGUGUCCGAAGCAGGCUUGGUGUGGUUAAACACCUACGCCUGGCCAGCCGAAGUCAAGCAGCGUGUCGCCCAGAAGCUUCUGCAGGAAUUGCCUGAGGGCUCGCAGGUUGUGAGUUAUGAGCCAAUUCCGACAGCCGGCCUGUGCUGGCAGGGUCGCCACCUGCGACUGAAGGCUUCGGUCAACCUAGAGGCGUCCUGGGAUCCGGAACUGACGGCGGAGGUCCAUGUCUUCACUUUGCGGACGGUGUAUCUCGUGCAGAUGAAAAAGACCGCCCACAUCUGGCCACCAAAGCCUCACAAAACGCUCCCCCGCCCAUAA
This is a messenger RNA of Symbiodinium natans, 1197 nucleotides long. Lineage: Eukaryota; Dinophyceae; Suessiales; Symbiodiniaceae. The record is from the annotation of a GenBank genome assembly.